This is a messenger RNA of Sphaeramia orbicularis (orbiculate cardinalfish), 3125 nucleotides long. RefSeq names its product TLE family member 5-like. Gene Ontology annotation, molecular function: transcription corepressor activity; protein binding. Gene Ontology annotation, biological process: negative regulation of canonical Wnt signaling pathway; regulation of DNA-templated transcription. The record is from RefSeq and is a predicted model, not a curated record. Gene Ontology annotation, cellular component: transcription regulator complex; nucleus. Lineage: Eukaryota; Metazoa; Chordata; Actinopteri; Kurtiformes; Apogonidae. The transcript is spliced from 7 exons. The coding region runs from base 399 to 1010 and encodes 203 amino acids.
CUCCGCCGUGGGUUUGUGUUCCGCUGCUGCUGCUCUUCUCUUCAAAGCAGAGGAAAGUCGGGGCUCGUGUGUCAACAUCCAGGCUAUCUCCGGGGAGGCGUAGCGUUAUUCCAAAAAAAAAAAAAAAAAAAAAAAAAAAAAAAAAGAGCCUGAUGUCCCUUUUCAGAUCCUUUUAUUUGUGUUAGCCAGUCCAUCCUCAGGCUCGUGGGACCCUCGGCAGAACCAGUCGCUGUUCGGCGCUGCUGCUUUGACGUUAGCUAACCUUUAAAGGAUGACAGAGUACAAAGUGGGAAUAGCGUCUCCAAUCAUUUCAUAAAAUAUCUGGGGACGUGUUAGCUUAGCCAGCUAGCCUGGUAAUUCGAUUUCUCCAAGGAAACACGACGAUCCACACUGCUGACAUGAUGUUUCCUCAAUCUAGGCACUCGGCGUCCUCCCAGUCCAGUCAACCUCUCAAGUUCACCACUUCUGACUCUUGUGACCGCAUCAAGGAUGAGUUCCAGUUCCUCCAAGCACAGUACCACAGUUUGAAGUUGGAGUGUGAUAAAUUGGCCUCUGAAAAGUCAGAGAUGCAGCGUCACUAUAUCAUGUACUAUGAAAUGUCCUAUGGGCUGAACAUUGAAAUGCACAAACAGGCUGAAAUAGUGAAGAGACUGAAUGGAAUUUGUGCUCAGGUGCUGCCUUACCUGUCACAGGAGCAUCAGCAGCAGGUCAUGGGGGCCAUAGAGAGAGCCAAGCAAGUCACACCACCUGAGAUGAACUCCAUCAUACGGCAACAACUCCAGGUGCAGCACCUGUCCCAGCUCCAGGGUCUGGCCCUGCCUGUGGCCCCGCUGCCCCUGGGCCUCACCCCUCCCACCCUGCCCGCCGUCUCCUCCAGCUCCGGCCUGCUCUCCCUGUCCUCCAUCUUGGCCAACUACUCCCACGGCCAGGCCCAGGGGGUGAAAGAGGACAAGGCCCGGGAUGGGGCGGAGAGGGCGCCCAGAGGAGAGGACGGGGACAAGUCAGACUAGUGUGAACGCCACGAGAAGGUUAUGACCAAGGGGUGUUGUAGGUUGAAGAUUCAAAAAGAGAAAGGUAAAACUGUAACUGUAAAUGGAGAUUAAUGUAAGUCUGGCUGGCUGCCUGCUGACUAUCGAUGUACGAGAAUUUUUGCCAGGAUGACGACGAGGAAAGAGGACAGAAUGAAACUGGGAACAUUAUUUUGAUGUGCAAAAAAAAUGACUGAGAGUUAACGUUCAAAUAAUUUAGUCGUAAUAGAGUCAUUUCAGGCUUUUAGACUUUAAAUAGAUGCUUUUUUAGUGUAAGCCAGUAUGGUUAGGUUUAACCAGGAUAUUAUAUUUUCCCAUUUGGAAAGACGGUUGAAGAUAAAAGCUACGAGCAGUCUCCCUUACAUGGAUCUGCCUUUCACAGGUUCUUUUAUUCUUUCUUCUUUUUGUCUUAAAGUCUAUUGUCACUGUUUUUCCAUUUUAAUGUUCUCUCUCUCUAUUUUUUUGUUUUUCUAACCUGGCAGUUGUCUGUCAGCUGCAGUGAAAACUUAACAAUUCCUGUUGACGUUUUCAUCCACUUCCAAACUAUUUUUCAAUCAGUUUAUUUCCAAAGCUUCUUGGCAAACUUUGAGUGCAUUUAUAUACUUGGAACCAAAUUGAAUCUCAAUUGAAGUGGGAUGUUUUAAAGGGACAUGUCCGGUGUGCUUGUCAAGUGUGUUCAAACUUAGAUGAUUUUUCAGCCUUUUUUUUUCGUUCUCGUAUGACCAACCACUGGAUCCAUCAGCUCUUGUACCUCAGUCCCACAUGAAAGGGAUUUUAUUCCAUUAAAAAUCCUGCAGUUUGUUAACACAACGCAGGUGUUAAUUUAUGUUUUGUAGGCCUAGCUGCUGCUACGUGCUCUACAUUGUUUGGACCGUGACUCAUCUUUAAAUUAGAAGAAUUCAAGCUCUGGAAAAAAAAAAAAAACUUUUUGACAUUGGUUUCAUAAAGUUAAAGACUGACUUAUUAGACAUUAAAAAUGUGUUGUGUGUGCUAGGGUGAAUGUGAUUGGAAAGAAGAAAAUUUGUGUUUAAUUUAACUUUUUCGUUUUUUUUUUUUAAAUUAAGCACCUUUUGUAGUUUCCUCUCCCCCUUCCUGUUCCCCAUGUUAGUCCAGUCUCAAACUGACUGAGACAAACAUGAACAGGAUCUCAACUGUAGAAGCAGUUGUCAGAUUGAAGAGUACUGUAUUUACUUUAGGAGACAGUUUCAGUUCAUGCUGAUACUGAAUCAAGCACGGCAAUAUAUGUAACCGUAAGUUGAAAAAUCUUCCCUUAUUUUGAAAUUUUCCUUUGUUUCGAUGAAGAAUGUGUCCUGGGUGAGUUGCUAAAGCUCUGUAAGCAACAACAAAAAUAACACAAGUCUCUCACAACUGGAAAUCAUGCUUUUGAACCAGGUCUGUGUCCUGGUUAUAAGACAAAGUUAUCCUAACGUGUGUCCUAGUUCCAUACUACAUAUAUGCUCUUUAUUGUGUAUAUGUUUAAUCCACCAAGUUCUGUCAGUUCUUUUUAAACCAACACAAAACCAGUGUCGCUCAGGAGUAUGUUGUGCAGAAAUAAAUUGGUUGAGAACCUGGAAUGGUGGUUCCAAGGUGGAACCAAAGCAUCAUAGGUUUUCCUUUGACCUGAAUGUGAACUAUUGUGGAUCGGUUGGAAUGUGAGGAUUGUGAUGACAACAACAACGCAGAAGUCUGAGUAAGCAGUGGAAAAAAGAAUGUGGAAAAAAUGACUGAAUUAGAAGGUUUAUGAUCUAAGGAGAUUAGGGAGAAAAGAAUAAUGAUUAAAUACUGCAUUUCCUCAAAUAGUGACCAGGACCUCUUCUUUUACCUGCAGAAGAUAUCAGGCUUUUAUUUGAAGGAGGUUUGUAUUAGAGGCAGGCCUUUAUUUCUAAUGUCCUGUUUAAUAACAACAAAUGGUCUUGUUUUAUUUGCAGUGUUAAAAAUACUGAUACAGUUGUUGUUGUUUUUUUACCAACACAACACUUCUACCCCUUAACUCUUACAAAGUAAAAGCCCUUAUGCAUUUUAGUGAAUAGAAAUUAUCCAUUGCUUAGUGGAGGUUUUUUUUUGUGUAAUCAUUGUCUUCAAAUAAUGGUUUCAGAG